Messenger RNA from Suillus clintonianus, 1338 nucleotides. RefSeq lists its product as uncharacterized. Bases 1 to 1338 code for a protein of 445 amino acids. The transcript is spliced from 3 exons. NCBI's taxonomy places the organism in Eukaryota, Fungi, Basidiomycota, Agaricomycetes, Boletales, Suillaceae. The record is from RefSeq and is a predicted model, not a curated record. Gene Ontology annotation, molecular function: protein binding.
AUGCAGGCAAUCGACAGGAUGACAGCCAACUCAAAGGCAAAUUCUUCUCCCCUCUUGGACAUGAUGGGUGCGCUGCAAACCAUGCUCGCAAGUUCUGAAGUGACCAUUCCAGACCUUGAAACCCCAUGUUCCAGAUUCCCGAAUACCGAUCAGUCUGCCACACACACAGACCAGAGUGUCUGCGCCAUCAUCACUGAACGCCAGCAGCAGCUGGAUAUAGUUUUGCGGGAGAUCUCAGGCCUGAAAACCAUGAUGGAUAGUAUCAAAAAUCUUGAGCAGCAACUGGUCGUAAAGAAGGACAGGAUUACGGAGUCGAUGAAUCUACACAAGGGACUCCUAUCGGGUCUCUGGCGCUUGCCAACUGAAAUCCUGUCGCAGAUUUUCCACCAAUGUCUCCCAAAAUCUACCCCAUUAUCGAAGCCACGCGCUCUCCUGCUGUUGACUAGAGUGUGUCGACGAUGGAGGGAGGUUGUUAUCUGCAUACCCAGUUUAUGGUGCAGGUUGUAUAUGGAAGUGUCCUGGCGAAACCGGUGGGAGCGGGAGGGCCCCAUCUAUGAUUCAUGGCUCAAGCGGUCACAAGGACGUCCGGUCUCGUUAGCUGUCUUCUGCCAAAAAGAUGAUGCCGCCAAAAUACAAAGUCUUAUUCAUCCCUACAUCAGUCAAAUCACAUCUCUCUUUAUCAAAUUUUACGGUGACGCAGACCUACUUUUAUUGGACGACCUCCCAGCACUUCAGGAGUUCGCCAUACAAAUGGUCCCGGACGAGGAUGACUCGAAUGGUUGCAUUCCAGCCAUUGAACAAUCUUUCUGGCGACUACCGUCCACUUUGCGCAGUCUCAAGGUCGUUGAUGAGGAGCUCCACCAAGUGCCCUUAUCUUCUCUCGGUCCCGUGGGGGCACACCUGACAAAUCUCGAUAUCAGCACACUACGGCGCCCGAGUGCAGUCCUUCACUUGCUCCAGCUGUGUCCCAACCUCUCAUCGUUAAAGAUCAGUUUAUUUACUGAAAAUGGGGAAACCUUAGAGCCAUUCAUGCACACCAAAAUUCAAACCUUUCGCAUCGAGCACUACUGUCAUAUCAUACAACCUUUUUCUGACCUGUUCAAUGCCCUGUCGCUCCCCAGUUUGCGGAUACUUGAAGUUCAUUACGUUUACGGUGAACGAUGCCCUCAUGCGGUGUUGAAGGCAUUUUUGGCACGGUCAAAGUGUCCCCUGGAGAGCCUGGUGUUUUCCCGUGGGAAUGUGGUAACAGAUGUGGAGCGAGCGGAAUAUAGUACCCUUAUACCUUCCCUCAACAUCCUACUAGAAGCGAAUGUACCAGGUGAUGGUUUCUUUCAUUGA